Molecule: messenger RNA, 911 nt
Organism: Acipenser ruthenus (sterlet)
Lineage: Eukaryota; Metazoa; Chordata; Actinopteri; Acipenseriformes; Acipenseridae
Product: isochorismatase domain-containing protein 2-like
Exons: 6
Coding region: 154-744 (196 amino acids)
Cellular component (GO): cytoplasm
Source: RefSeq, a predicted model, not a curated record
GGCGUUACAGUCACCGGGGCAACGGCCAAUGGGAUCGGUUGACGAGGCUGGGAAGCUGGUGUUUAUUGGCUGCUGGUUUUGAUAGCCUCGCCUUCGUUCGACCCGCAGCGAGAAGGUCUUUGACUGGAAAGCACGGAUUCUCUCAGUGUCUCGAUGUCUCGCGGGCGUCUGUCUCCUCAGGGGACGAUCCUCCUGCUCUGUGACCUGCAGGAGAAAUUCCGUCCACAUAUUGUCCACUUUGGGGACAUUGUGUCCAAUGCAGCCAGACUCCUACAGGCCUCUCGUAUUCUAGGGGUCCCUGCUAUUGUCUCAGAGCAGUACCCCAGGGGCCUGGGCCCCACGGUUCCUGAGUUGGGGGCGCAGGGGGUCCCCACUUUCUCCAAGACGUCGUUCUCAAUGCUGACCCCCGAGAUCGAGGCUGCGCUGGGAGGAGGUGGAGCCGGGGGCGGAGCUAGGUCUGUGCUGCUCUGCGGGAUCGAGGCUCAAGCCUGCAUCACGUGCACAGCGCUGGAUCUGCUGGACAGGGGGCUGGAAGUGCACCUCAUAGCCGACGCUGUGUCUUCAAGGAGUCAGACGGAGCGGCUCCUCUCUCUCUCUCGUCUCAGACAGAGCGGGGUGUUUCUCAACACAGUCGAAGGGGUCAUUCUGCAGCUGGUGCAAGACGCAGCGCACCCCAAAUUCAAACAGCUGCAGAAGCUCCUGACUCACCCCUCUCCAGACACCGGCCUGCUCACCCUAUUCUAGAGCCUCCACCCCCCGUACCCCUGCACCCCUCCCCCUCCCCUGUACCCCUGCACUCCCCCUCCCCUGUACCCAUGCACUCCCCCGUACCCCUCCCCCUACCCCGAACCCUGCACCCUCCCUCCCUGACUGUAAACACACCUCUGAAACAUGUAACAGAACUAAAAGAA